AUGGUGCAGAAAACACGAACAGAGUUAUAAGAGCAUAUUUUCAGCUAACUGCUAGCAUCCAUGAGAUGUUUUCUAGUGGAACAUUUCUGAUACGAUGGAGAUUCUGCUUCUGAAGGGACUAUUCUUGGUGCUGGCCAGCUGCUUCAUAGGCCUCUUCUGCUAUCAACACCCACUUGUCUCCGUGAGUGGGAAAAGAUCAGGCUACAAAAAACCCAAUUUCAUAAUAAUUUUAGCAGAUGAUAUUGGAUGGGGAGAUCUUGGGGCCAACUGGAACUUGAGAAAAGACACACCUCACCUGGAUAAGAUAGCAACGGAAGGCAUGAGAUUUCUCGAUUUCCAUUCAGCGGCAUCCACCUGUUCCCCAUCACGAGCCUCUCUGCUUACAGGGCGCCUUGGCCUUCGCAAUGGAGUGACGCACAAUUUUGCUGUCACCUCGGUGGCUGGCCUCCCGUUGAACGAGACAACCUUGGGAGAUGUUCUGAAGGAAGCUGGCUACCUCACUGCUGCGAUAGGGAAAUGGCACUUGGGACACAACGGCCCUUAUCACCCCAACUUUCGUGGUUUUGAUUACUACCUGGGGAUACCCUAUAGCCAUGAUAUGGGCUGCACUGACACACUGGGCUAUAACCUCCCUCCUUGCCCAGCUUGCCCCCGGCACUCUGCAGCAAUAAGGAAACACCAGAAAGACUGUUAUCCUGAAAUAGCACUACCUCUUUUUGAAAACCUCACAAUUGUCCAACAGCCUGUGAACCUAACCAGCCUGGCUGCAAAAUACACAGAGAAGGCGAUUCAGUUCAUUCAGUAUGCAAGCCGGAUUGGAUUCCCGUUCUUCCUAUAUAUCGCCCUGGCUCAUAUGCAUGUUCCUUUGACGUUGGCUGAGCCAACAUGGGACCUGCCUGGACAAGAUCCAUACGGAGCAAACCUGAGGCAGAUGGAUGCCCUGGUGGGACGAAUAAAAGACGAAGUUGACAGCACCGCAAAGGAAAACACACUCCUCUGGUUCACAGGAGAUAACGGGCCUUGGGCUGAGAAGUGCGAGUAUGCGGGCAGUGUCGGCCCCUACACGGGGAGAUGGCAAACAAGAAGAGAUGGGAGCUCAGCAAAGCAAACGACCUGGGAAGGGGGUCACCGUGUUCCCACGCUUGCCUACUGGGCAGGGAAGAUCCCGGCAAAUGCCACGAGCCCUGUGAUGUUGAGCACUUUAGAUAUAUUCCCUACCUUGGUGUCUCUGGCAAAUGCAAGCCUCCCUCCCAACAGACAGUUUGAUGGUAUGGAUGUGUCUGAGGUCCUCUUCGGGCGGUCGAACAAAGGACACCAGACGUUGUUCCAUCCCAACAGUGGGGCAGCUGGAAAAUAUGGAGAGAUACAAGCUCUUCGGGUGGACCAGUACAAGGCAUUUUAUCUCACAGGUGGUGCCAAGGCCUGUGAUGGGAGCAUUGGGAAAGAACGGCGCCAUCAGCCACCUCUCAUUUUUAACUUACAGUAUGACAUCCAAGAGGAGGCACCACUGGACACUGAGACAGCCGAGUACCGUACUGUCCUGCCAGUGGCAAACAAGGCUCUCCUGGACAUUCUUUGGAAUAUUGCAGCAGACAAUGUCUCUACAGCGGACUACUCUCAUGACCCAGCUGUGACACCCUGCUGCAACCCACAGCAUUUGGUCUGCCGAUGCCAGUUGGCUUAUUCCAACUCAUCCCAGAGAUGCUGAGCUGAUACGGAAAGUGAAGCCUGCAAGACUCAAGGCAGGAGGGUCCACAACAUGGGAAGCAAUUCUCAUUGUGGAUCUCCAGACACGAUUCUCUGAAAAUAGCAACUGAGGCAUGGUGUACAGUAGAAAGAAAAAGGGAUUCUAUUUGCAAGCAGAUGCGGCAGUUCCGUUGGUAAAACUUAAUCAAGGCUGACAUCUUUAGGGCUCCGUUCAAAACAACAAGACAGAAUGCAGGACGACAGCUGCUGCUGCUGACACGAUGGUGACUUUAUUAACAGGCUGGAUCUACCUCAAGAACCCAUUGAUGGAAGAGCAGCUCCAUCACUAGCACGACUGUUGCCCAGCCAGCACUUGCUCACUGCACCUGCCCAUUUCCCCUUAGGUAAUGCUUCUACCUGCACCACCAUUUUAUACUGCUGCCUGCCCUGCAGGUCUUUUCCGCCCCACCUGGCCCAACAUGCAAAUAGCAAAGCUGGGGGGCUAAACAUCUUGCUGGUAUGGUAAAGCUACCAGCAAUAGGACCGGGUUGGGGAGGAAUGGGGGCACGGGCUGCAGUUGCCCAGAACCCACAAAAAGCCAAAGCCAACGAGUCAGUUUUAUCAUUUUCGUUUUGGUCACUUAAUCCAAACACACAUUCAAAGGACCUAACGGAUGCCCUUAAACAUGCUUCUUUCUGACAUUCAAAGGAUUCCUCCCACCACUUCCAUCUUGAAGGCAUUGCUGAAGCUGUGAAAGCAGAAAUCCAGACUUGAAUUCUGAGCGUGCCCUCCUCUUGGGAAGACAAGGGGGUUUGGGUGGGAAUCAAUUAAAUGGUCUGGAAGCAUCUGCAGCUGUAGCACUGCUGAACCUCCGCAGGAAUGGACCUGCUCAGUCAAUUCCCUGGGCCUGGGA
Messenger RNA from Lacerta agilis (Sand lizard), 2599 nucleotides. It is a transcript of the gene ARSG, whose product is annotated as arylsulfatase G. The coding region runs from base 95 to 1708 and encodes 537 amino acids. The transcript is spliced from 13 exons. Lineage: Eukaryota; Metazoa; Chordata; Lepidosauria; Squamata; Lacertidae. The record is from RefSeq and is a predicted model, not a curated record. Gene Ontology annotation, molecular function: arylsulfatase activity.